Molecule: messenger RNA, 4095 nt
Organism: Motacilla alba alba
Lineage: Eukaryota; Metazoa; Chordata; Aves; Passeriformes; Motacillidae
Gene: LYPD6
Product: LY6/PLAUR domain containing 6
Exons: 5
Coding region: 949-1497 (182 amino acids)
Biological process (GO): positive regulation of canonical Wnt signaling pathway
Molecular function (GO): acetylcholine receptor inhibitor activity
Source: RefSeq, a predicted model, not a curated record
GAGGUGGCAAGGUAGGAUUUCUGGUGGCUCUUUGCCACUCUGGAGAGAUUUUUACCUCAGACAAUCCCUCCUUGUGGUGUAAUGGGAAAGCUAGAGCAAAAGCACAAAUAAACCCCAUGACUACACCACCACUUUUUAAAAACUAUUUUGAAUUCCAUUAUUUUCUUUUGGUAGUUUGAAUGACAAGACUUGCUGGAAAUCCAUCUUUUUUCCCUACAAAGUGAAUAAUUCCUCUUUUUUUUUUUUUUUUUUUCCUGUCCUAGACCCAUCUUGCCCCUGGUGAGUUUUCUGUGUUUUUUGUGGCGUGGUGUGACCUACUCAGAGAAGAGCAGAGCCCUUAUCCCUCCGUGGCCAUAUGUUCCUAGAAAUAAUCAUGGUUUUCCAUCAGGGCCGCUAUUUGGGCUCUUCCCCGUCCACUUUGUUGUCCCUGGUUGAGUUUUUAUAAAUCUGCAGUAGAAAUGUGAUGGGCUUCACAGGAGAAAUGUGUGUCUGGAGGCAGGACUCCUUCCCCACCAACAAUAAAGUAUUGUUAACCCCAUAAAAAUCUAUUUUGGACAUCUGUACACCCAAUAAACCCACGGUUUAUCCCUUGGCACGUGUUAAAACGGGGGGAAAUCCAGUAUAAAUGGGCAUUUGUUCAUUGCCCUGUUGUGCCUACGUGAUCCCAGCUCAGCCCCUGCUCCAGUGAUUCCCUGUGAAUCCACAAUAUUCCCAUUUAUGGGGCUGCCAGCAGUGCCAGGGCAGGGAGUUAAGAGUGGGGCUCUCUCCCAAGGGAUGCUGCAGAUGCUCUCAGCAGGAGCUGCGCCUCCUCCCCAGGCUUGGCUUCGCUGGAAAAGUCAGGAAAUCCUCAAAGCUGGGAUGGAUUUGGGAUGAUGACAUAAAAUAUCCCUCCUGCUGCUCCAUCGGUGGGGAUUCUCGGCCGCCGCAUGAGCAGGUCCUGGCCGGGCCAUGGCCUGGCCCCCGGGGCUGCUGCUGCUGCUGCUGCUGCUGCUGCUGCCCGGCCGCGCUCCGGCCGCGCGGAGCCGCGACUUCACCGCCAAGGACAUCGUCUACCUCCACCCCUCCACCACGCCGUAUCCUCGUGGAUUUAAGUGUUUCACCUGCGAAAAGGCCUCAGAUAAUUACGAGUGCAACCGCUGGGCUCCGGAUGUUUACUGCCCCCGAGGGACAAGGUACUGCUUCAGCCAGCACAUGAUGAGGGCCAGCGGGGAGAGCGUCUCCGUCACCAAGCGCUGCGUGGCGCUGGAGGAGUGUCUGAGCACGGGCUGCACCUACAUCAGGCACGAGGAGUACAAGGUGUGCACGUCCUGCUGCGAGGGCAGCAUCUGCAACCUGCCCCUGCCGCGGAACGCCUCGGACGCCGUGUUCGCCACCUUGUCACCGCUCAGCGCCGCGGCGCCACCGUCCCCUCCCGGCCUGGUGGCACCGCUGGGGCUCUGCCUGGCGCUGCUGGCACAGCGCUGGCUCACAGGGACAGUCACGGAGACCGGACAGUGACAGUGACAGGCACAGAGAUGGGACAGGGACAGAGACCGCGACAGCAACAGGGACAAUGACAGUGACAGAGAUGGGACAGUGACAGAGACAGCGACAGCAACAGGGACAAUGACAGUGACAGAGAUGGGUCAGUGACAGAGACCGCAACAGGGACUGCGACAGUGACAGAGACCAUGACAGGGACAGCGAGAGAGACAGCGAGAGCCACAGGACAGUGACAACAACAGGGACAGAGAUGGGUCAGUGACAGGGACAAGCGACAGUGACAAAGACCGCGACAGGACAGGGACAGUGACAGAGACCACGACAGGACAGGGAUGGUAACAAUGACAACGACAGCGACAGGAUGGUGACAGUCACAACAACAGUGACAACGUCAGGACAGCGAUGGGACAGAGAUGGUGACAGAGAUGGCGACAGAACAGGGACAGUGAAACGGACAGCGAAAGGGACGGUGACAGUGCCAAGGACAGGACAGGGACAGGAUGGUGACAAGACAGGGAUAGGGAUGGUGACAGGACAGGGACAGCACAGUGACAGGGACAGCACCACGCUGGCCCAGCUGAGCCAGCCCAGACUCCUGAAUUCCUGCCUGGUUUUUGGCUAAUCCCGAGUUUGGGGCUGUGCUGGAGGAGAAUUCCUGCUUUGUGUCUCCCAUUUGCUGCAGGAACUCUGGAAAGGAUCCCGGAAUCCUGCACUGAUCCCGGGACCAUUCUGGAAAAGACCUCUUAGGCUGGAAAAGCCACCAAGUCCAGCCUAACUUUGCUAAAGUCUGGUUUAUCUCGAUGAAGAACUGGCACUUCAAGUGUUGCGCCACUGCUCGUGUCACCGUAUUCCCCUUGGGAACAGCCCGCUGGCAUUCCCAGCUCAUUAACCCCUGCGGCUCAUUAACACGCGGUAAUUAACACACGAUCGGGGGCUGCAGCAUUCCCACAGCUCCUGCUCCUCUGGGGUGGGCAGGGAUUGGCAGCGAGGAAGCAGCGCCUGGAAAGGAGGAGAUCCCAUCACGGACACACGGAAAACCGCUGGAAUUCCCAAACUCCGCCAGAGAAAUCCCUAAAAAUCUGCAUUUCCAGCAGAAAAUCGCUGGAAUUCCACCAGAGAAAUCCCUAAAAAUCCACAUUUCCACUGGAAUUCCCAAGCUCCAGCAGAGAAUCCCUAAAAUCCUCAUUUCCAGUGGAAAACUGCUGGAAUUCCCAAACUCCGCCAGAGAAAUCCCUAAAAAUCUACAUUUCCAGCAGAAAACUGCUGGAAUUCCCAAACUCCGCCAGAGAAAUCCGUAAAAAUCCUCAUUUCCAUUCACACCCCUCAGCAGGAGGAUGAAGUGCUGCUGCUCUCCUGAUUCCCGCUGGUUCAGAGGGAAUAUUUCCAAUAUUUUCCCAUUUUAGCCCCAAAGCCCAUGGUCUGAAAGAGAGGAAAUUUAUCCCAAACAUCUCCUGGGAUUUUUAUCCCAUUGGAUUCUGGGCUGUUUGGGUGACCCGUGGUGCUGGUUUUGCUGGGAAAUCACGGAUGCAAUAUUUAUUUUUGUAUGUCGAGGAAGGGUUUGGAAAUGCUGGAAAAGAUUCCAAAAAACGCUGAUCUUGCCAGGAGAAGGGGACGGUUUGCAAGUCAGUGAGCCUGUAAUAUAUGAAUGAUCAAAAAUAUAUAGAAAUAUAAAUAUAUAUUAAAGAAAAUUGUUUACAUCACUUUUAAAAAAGAAUCAGCUUUGUCUUGCAAAGCCAGUAAUAAAAGCAGGGUGUCAUGGACUUGCUUUAAACUGUUUUAUAAUUAAUUUUUUGAAAAGAAUCGUUGAUUAUUCUUUCAGGAGUGAAUUUUUUCCUAUUCCUGCUCCAAGGUAACUUGAGCUCUAUUAAAUUCUGGUAUUUUUAAGGCUCAAAAUGCUUUUUUUGGGGGGGAGGGAAUUACAUGGAAAUGCAGAUUCCUGGAGAGAUCCACAGCUGACAGAAUCCAUGCGGGAUAUUCUGAAAAAUCAGGAAUCUGCUCAUGGAAGGGGCUCUCCUGAAUGUUGUGGCCUUGGGAUGAAUUUUCCAGGGAGAUUUCUUGGAGGUUCAGGAGCAGCUCUUGCUCCCCACUUAAUUCCAGGGGAUUUCUCCAGGGAAGGUAAAGCUCAGUGUGUUUUACAAGGGAUGUUAUUAAAAAAAUUAUAUACAUAUAUAUAUAUAUAAAUAUAGAUAUACAUCUUUAUAAAAAUUCACCACUGUUUGUUUUGAAUGAUUUUUUCUAUAAAAUCAACUUUUUUUUUUUGGUCUCACCCCCAGCCAAACCUGGAAUUUUGCUGUCCUUUCGCCCAUCUCUGGUUUUAAGAGUUUUAAUCUCUUUUUCUAUGCAAAUUCCACCUGGCUCUGGAGAUUCCCCAAAAAAAUCCAAGCCUGUCCCUCCUCUGGCACCUCCCUGGAUGCUUUAAAAAAAGGAAAUUACGGUGUCUGAACACCCCCCUGCAGCAGUUUGGGGUUCCCCGAGCUCCUGGGGGGUUCCAAACCCCACAAAUGCUGAGCUGCACCAUAUUUAUUUUUUAGGGAUCUUGCUUUGAAACGUUUAAUUGUUUUUAACAGGUGUAAAUUCUUGUACAUUUGUAUAAAUAAAAGGGUGAAAUAUUCA